ACUGAUAAUAUCUGUAUUUAUUACUCUUAAGCGCGCUCUCUCUCUCUCUCUUCUUUCAAAUUUUUGAACUAACGUCUCUUAUAAAAACACCGAAAUCAUAUCUGUAACAGAGGCAUGUCAUUCCACGUGUCCCACCCUUACCCCCACCCCCUUCUUAUAUAAGGGCACCUGCACAAUUCAUUCUCAUUUCACCCUCUCUCUCUCUCUCUCUCUCUCUCUCUCCUCUCUAAGCACAAUCGCAAUCAGCGCAAACGCACGCAUAGGAAAAUGGCAGCGAUGAGAUCGAGAAUGGCGGUUAUCUGCACGGUCUGCGCCCUCCUAGCGGCGGUAUGCUCGGCGGCGCGUUCUGCUCCGGCGCCGGCGGUGGACUGCUCGAGCCUGGUGCUGAACAUGGCGGACUGCCUGACGUUCGUGACGGCGGGGAGCACGACGAAGAAGCCGGAGGGGACGUGCUGCUCGGGGCUUAAAACGGUGCUGAAAACCGACGCCGAAUGCCUGUGCGAGGCCUUCCGGAACAGUGCGCAGUUGGGGGUCACGCUCAACAUCACCAAGGCCAUGUCUCUCCCCGCCGCCUGCCACGUCUCCGCCCCCUCCGUCAGUAACUGCGGCCUGAGCAUUGGCACCGGUGCUGCCCCAGCUCUGUCUCCAUUGGGCGUAUCUCCGAGCUCAGUUGCGGCACCUCCUAGUGGCAGCUCGGGUGCCAAUGAAGUCUCUCCUGCCCCAACACCCGCCGCCACCCAGUCGGCCGCCUCUCCGCUGGCGGCUUCCGUCUCCCUGCUCCUCUUAGCCGCCGCAUCCUUGACUCUCUUCUAAGUUGAAGCCCAUGAUUGGGUGUAGUUUUUUGUGUUGCUGAGAACGCCGACCGCUGUGAUGCUUGUGGAUUCAUCUCCGGGAGUUAGUUCUUUAGAUAUGGGUACAUAGGUUUAUUUAUUUCAGCUCCAGCUAUUUCUUGUUAGUGUUUAUGAUAUUUGAGAAUGAAUUCUUGCGAUUCCAUUUUACAUUCAACUAUGAUGAUUUUGAUCC
This is a messenger RNA of Salvia miltiorrhiza (redroot sage), 1023 nucleotides long. Its product is annotated as non-specific lipid transfer protein GPI-anchored 11-like. The coding region runs from base 268 to 813 and encodes 181 amino acids. The record is from RefSeq and is a predicted model, not a curated record. The transcript has 3 exons. NCBI's taxonomy places the organism in Eukaryota, Viridiplantae, Streptophyta, Magnoliopsida, Lamiales, Lamiaceae. Gene Ontology annotation, biological process: lipid transport. Gene Ontology annotation, molecular function: lipid binding.